AUCCUCCGCAUCGAAAGCUCCGCAAAUGGGCAUCAAGCAUCCGCAGCAGGCCCCGAUACCAGUGGCGGAUCCAUCCGCUCCUGGCUCUCCCCGUGACCGUCAUGAUGCCAUCUUGCCGGUCAUCCGUGAGCGACAUCAGGUGACUGAAAUUUUGGCAGGCACCCUCCGCAUUCCUGAUGCUCUCAGCCUUUCAGCCCUUGCCUGCGGGUGUUGUCCCACCGUGGAGUUGAGCCUUCCGUAGCACAUAUGCGACCAUGCUCUCUGCUUCUCACUGAUUGCAGCUACUCCAAACUCCAAUGUGUGCAGAAAUCAAAGAAUUGCAGGGGGAUCCAUUCAGGGCUUGGGGCAUCCGCACUGAUAUUGGAUUGGUCGAAAGCAGGGUUCCAGUACAGGGCAGAUAGGGCCUUGCCACGUCCACGGCAGGCGCCGGGUGCGCGGGGCGGAUGCAUCUGCCGCAUGCGGUCCAGGGCCAGAUCGGGCCCCGCCCUGCUCAAUAUCGGUUCCAUCGACCCUGCAGCUCAAUUCCCGGCAACGGACGACCUCUGCGCAUGACCGAUGGCCCCUCGACGUCCACGGCAGCCGCCAGGUGCGCUGGGCGGAUGCAUCUGCCGCAUGCAGCCCAGGGCCAGAUCGGGCCCCGCCCUGCUCAAUAUCGAUUCCAUAGACCCUCCAGCUCAAUUCCCGGCAACGGACGACCUCUGCGCAUGACAGAUGGCCCCUCGACGUCCACGGUAGCUGCCAGGUGCGCGGGGCGGAUGCAUCUGCCGCAUGCGGUCCAGAGCCAGAUCGGGCUCAAUAUGGGCCAUACAGACCCUCCAGCUCAAUUCCUGGCAACUGAGAUCCUCUGCGCAUGACAGAUGGCCCCUCGACGUCCACGGUAGCUGCCAGGUGCGCUGGGCGGAUGCAUCUGCCGCAUGCGGUCCAGGGCCAGAUCGGGCCGCGCCCCUGCUCAAUAUGGGCUCCAUGGACUCUCCAGCUCAAUUCCUGGCGACGGAGAUCCUCUGCGCGUGACAGAUGGCCCCUCGACGUCCACGGCAGGCGCCAGGUGCGCGGGGCGGAUGCAUCUGCCGCAUGCGGCCCAGGGCCAGAUCGGGCCCCGCCCUGCUCAAUAUCGAUUCCAUCGACCCUGCAGCUCAAUUCCCGGCAACGGACGACCUCUGCGCAUGACCGAUGGCCCCUCGACGUCCACGGCAGCCGCCAGACCCUCCAGCUCAAUUCCUGGCGACGGAGAUCUUCUGCGCAUGACAGAUGGCCCCUCGACGUCCACGGCAGCCGCCAGACCCUCCAGCUCAAUUCCUGGCGACGGAGAUCUUCUGCGCAUGACAGAUGGCCCCUCGACGUCCACGGCAGGCGCCAGGUGCGCGGGGCGGAUGCAUCUGCCGCAUGCGGUCCAGAGCCAGAUCGGGGCCCCGCCCUGCUCAAUAUCGAUUCCAUCGACCCUGCAGCUCAAUUCCCGGCAACGGACGACCUCUGCGCAUGACCGAUGGCCCCUCGACGUCCACGGCAGGCGCCAGGUGCGCGGGGCGGAUGCAUCUGCCGCAUGCGGUCCAGGGCCAGAUCGGGCCGCGCCCCUGCUCAAUAUGGGCUCCAUGGACUCUCCAGCUCAAAUUCUGCUCCUUGCUUCAUCCGGUGCGGAAUUCAUCCUCAGUUUCCCCGAGUCCUCAUUCUACAUGCCGGAUCCACAUGAGUAG
This is a messenger RNA of Mycena citricolor, 1691 nucleotides long. The record is from the annotation of a GenBank genome assembly. NCBI's taxonomy places the organism in Eukaryota, Fungi, Basidiomycota, Agaricomycetes, Agaricales, Mycenaceae.